Messenger RNA from Andrographis paniculata, 3280 nucleotides. RefSeq names its product probable LRR receptor-like serine/threonine-protein kinase At1g53420. Gene Ontology annotation, biological process: protein phosphorylation. The transcript has 24 exons. Bases 147 to 3125 code for a protein of 992 amino acids. Gene Ontology annotation, molecular function: protein binding; protein kinase activity; ATP binding. The record is from RefSeq and is a predicted model, not a curated record. NCBI's taxonomy places the organism in Eukaryota, Viridiplantae, Streptophyta, Magnoliopsida, Lamiales, Acanthaceae.
CCGACCACUGUUCACUCCCCUCACAAUCGCUCCACUUUCUUCACCAUCCUCCUUCCUUCCUUCCUUCCUUCCUGCGCCAAUAAUCAUCAUUAUUAAUCAUUAUUCCCCCUCAAUUGAUGCAGUGAAACAAUCGCCCACCUCUGAUCAUGUGGCUGCUCCGAGGAGUCGUCGCAUUCAUACUCAUCGCCGUGCUUGCUCUUGCUGCAGCACAACCACGUCUCCCUCCUCGUGAAGUGGAGGAUUUGAGGGUAAUUGCAGACAUUUUGAAGAAGAGAGACUGGGAUUUUAACGUGGAUCCAUGUAGCGGGCUUUCGGGUUGGGCGAACUCAAACCCGGACCCGGAUCGACGGGGGGCAGGCAAUGCAGUCGCCUGUAACUGCGCUUUCGAAAACAAUACUGUUUGCCAUAUCGUCAGCAUUGUUCUUAGAGGUGAAAAUUUGGAAGGAGAAUUGCCCAGACAGCUUAGUAAUCUCCCCUUUCUUCAAGAAAUUGAUUUGAGUCGGAAUUUACUAAGUGGUACCAUCCCUUCCGAAUGGGGCUCCAUGAAGCUUGUAAACAUUUCGCUUUUUGGAAAUGGGAUAACAGGGUCAAUACCGAAAGAGCUUGCCAAUAUCACUACACUUACAAAUCUAAAUGUCGAGGCCAAUCACUUAUCGGGUACUAUUCCUCGGGAGUUUGGCUCUCUUCCUCAAAUAAAAACAUUAAUAUUUAGUUCGAACAGUUUUACCGACCCGAUACCUGCAAGUCUAGCAAAUUUGUCCACAAUACAAGACUUCCGUAUCAGCGACAACAACUUUCGAGGGCAAAUACCGAGUUUCAUUACGAACUGGACAAAUAUUGAAAAAUUAGUGAUUCAGGGCAGUGGCUUGACUGGACCGAUCCCUCCCGGCAUUGCUUCCUUGACCAAAUUAGUUGAUCUGAGAAUCAGCGACUUGAGGGGGAAUGAGACUGCAUCGACCAUUCCCCUGAUCAGUAACUUGAGAAUGCUCAAAAUUCUAAUAUUGAGGAGUUGCAACAUAAUCGGGCAGUUGCCGAGUUACAUUGGUGAAAUGACAAGCUUAACUGUCUUAGAUUUUAGCUUCAACAAUUUAACAGGACCAAUUCCCGACAGCUUCUCAAAGCUGCAAAACAUAAACUACAUAUAUUUAACCGGGAACUCGUUAACUGGAGCUGUGCCUCGUCAAAGUUGGAUGGAGAGGAAGAUAAUUGAUCUAUCCUACAACAACUUCACAUCGGAAAGUUCAGACCUGAGUUGUCAUUGGAGAAAUGUAAACUUGUUUGCAAGCUCAAAGGGAGAUAAAUCCAGCGACGUUUCCUGCUUAAGAAACAUCAAAUGUGAAAAGAAGUACUCGUAUCUGCACAUAAACUGCGGCGGUCCUGAAGUAAAGGAAGGAGGGAAAAUAUACGAGGCUGACAUGAGUCCUGGUGGACCCUCGAAUUUCUACCUCAGUAGUAGAAGCUGGGGAUUUAGCAGCACAGGCCACUUCUUAGACGACGAGCGCCUAACAGACUCGAUGUUGAUCUCUACGAACCGUACACUAAGUUUUGAGAAGAAACUCGGGCUCUACGCAGACGCAAGACGUUCCCCUCUCUCGUUGACAUACUUCGCCUCUUGUUUAGUAAACGGACAGUACACUCUAAGGCUUCAUUUUGCAGAGAUCGAACUUACGGAUGAUGACACCACGUACCGGAGCCAUGCAAGGCGUCUGUUUGAUGUUUACGUUCAGAAGAAGUUGGUGCUCAAGGAUUUCGACAUUAGAAGCCAAGCCGGGGGAGCAUACACCAGAAUAGUGCAUAACUUCACCGUAUACGUGUUCGAUCAUACGUUGGAUAUUCGCCUCUAUUGGGCUGGGAAAGGGACAACGAGCAUUCCAUACAGCGGCGAAUACGGUCCUCUAAUUUCAGCAAUAUCAGUGGAUGGUAAUUUUACUACACCACCCGAUAAGGUAUCUGCGGAAAGCUUGUCAACGGGUAUAGUUGUCGCAGUCUUUUUCUUGAUCCUUGUGUUCGUGCAUAUUCUAUGGUGGAAGGGCUGGCUCGGGCGCAAAGACUCGAUACUAGACGGUAUCGACCUUAACACCGGGACGUUCACGUUGAGGCAAAUUGCGGCAGCGACAAGCAAUUUCGAUCCUGCUAAUAAAAUCGGAGAAGGAGGCUUCGGUAUCGUGUACAAGGGUUAUCUGCCGGACGGCACCAUCGUUGCUGUGAAGCAGCUCUCUUCGAAAUCGAGGCAAGGGAACCGCGAGUUUGUGAAUGAAAUCGGAAUGAUUUCUGCAGUACAGCACCCUCAUCUUGUAAAGCUAUACGGAUGCUCAGUUGACGGCGAUCAGUUGCUACUCGUGUACGAGUACAUGGAAAACAACAGCCUCGCUCGCGCAUUGUUUGGUCCGGAGUCGCAACAGCUGCAUUUGGAUUGGCCGACGAGGUUCAGAAUCUGCAUCGGUGUGGCGCACGGCUUGGCCUAUCUUCACGGAGAAUCGAGAAUCAAGAUCGUCCACCGCGACAUCAAGGCGACGAACGUGCUUCUUGACAAAUAUCUAAACCCGAAAAUAUCUGAUUUCGGCCUCGCAAAGCUUCAUGAAGAGGGCAAUACGCAUAUGAGCACUCGCAUCGCCGGGACGCUUGGCUACAUGGCACCCGAAUACGCUGUGCGAGGAUAUUUGACGGACAAGGCCGACGUGUACAGCUUCGGGGUCGUUCUCUUGGAGAUCGUAAGCGGAAGAAGCAUCAUCGUUUUCACCCCCGACGAGGAUUGCUUGUGCCUUCUCGACUGGGUCGAUUUAUUGCGGGAGAAAGGGCGUUUGCUGGAUAUAGUCGACCCCCGGCUGGGGUCGAACUUCGACAGGGACGAGGUUCGGAGGGUCGUGAACGUGGCGCUGAUGUGCACGAACCCGACGGCAGUGGGGAGGCCGAGCAUGGCGGCUGUGGUGGGCAUGCUGGAGGGUGAGGUUCAGCUAUCGGAUUUCGUCGCGGAAACGGGAGUCGAGCAACGAGACAGGGUCGGGCUCGGGUACGGGUACGGGUUCGACGAUGUUCGGGGCUUCGCUAUGAAGUCGUUCCCUAGUUCGAGUGCGGAUUCUUGUACAGCGCCUUUGAGCUCAAAUUACUUUGAGAAUAGAGAAUGAGUUAAUAGAGUAAAUACAUACGUAGAGAGAGAGAGCUGAGCUUUGUACAGAAAUUAGAUUAAUUAAUUUUACUUCAAUUUUGUACAGUUUUGUGUUGCAGUAAAUUUGUAUGUAAUGCAAGAAAAGGGAGAUCAGAUCAUAGUUUUGUACUUCAA